CCCGGAAUGGAGCUGGGGCGGCGGGACUCGCUGGCGCUGCUCACCGACCUCUACCAGUUCACCAUGGCCUACGCCUACUGGCGGGCCGGGCGGCAGCGGGAGCCGGCCGAGUUCGAGCUCUUCUUCCGCCGCUGCCCCUUCCAGGGGGGCUUCGCCCUGAGCGCGGGGCUGGGCGAGUGCCUGGCCUUCCUGCGGGGCUUCCGCCUGCGCGAGCCAGAAAUCGAGUACCUGCAGUCGGUCCUGCCCAGCACCAUGGAGACGGCUUUCUUUGAUUACCUGCGCACCGUGGACGCCUCCGAAAUCACUGUCUCCUCUGCUCCGGAGGGCUCCAUCGUCUUCGCCACGGUUCCGCUACUGCAAGUGAAGGGGCCGCUGCUGGUGGUGCAGCUCCUGGAGACCACGCUGCUGUCUCUGGUCAGCUAUGCCAGCCUUGUGGCCACUAAUGCUGCCCGGUUCCGCAUGCUCGCUGGCCCGAACAAGAAGCUACUGGAGUUGGGGCUGCGACGUGCCCAGGGCCCGGAUGGAGGCCUUUCUGCAUCCAAGUACUCCUACAUAGGGGGCUUUGAUUGGACCAGCAACGUGCUGGCAGGGAAGCUGUAUGGGAUUCCGGUGCGGGGAACCGUGGCCCAUUCCUACAUCAUGUCCUUCACGUCGCUGGCGGAGGUGCAGCCCCAGACCCUGAAGCCCCUGGAUGGAGAUGAGCCGGUGGAUUUCCUGCCAAUUGCUGAGUCAUGGCUGAGGCAGGUGUGCCAGACCCUGCAGGUCCCCUAUGACAGAGUGAACCAUGGGGAGCUGGCUGCCUUCGUGUCGUACGCCAUCGCCUUCCCCCACAACUUCUAUGGUCUGGUGGACACUUACUCUGUCAUGGGGAGUGGUGUCCCAAACUUCUGUGCCGUGGCCCUGGCGUUGAACCAGCUGGGAUACCGUGCAGUAGGAAUUCGCGUGGACAGUGGAGACCUCGGCAAGCAGGCGAGGGAGAUUCGGCAGGUGCUCCGGACGUGCAGUGCCAACUUCCAGGUUCCCUGGUUUGCAACAAUCCCCAUUGCUGUGAGCAAUGAUGUCAGUGAAAGGAGCCUGGAGGAGUUAAUGCAGGAGGGGAAUGAAAUUGACGUGAUCGGAAUUGGGACCAACGUGGUGACGUGCCCACUGCAGCCCUCCCUGGGCUGUGUUUACAAGCUGGUGAAGGUGAAUGGCUGCUCCAAGCUGAAGCUGACUGAAGACGAAGAGAAGAUGACCAUCCCGGGGAGCAAGGUGGUGUACAGGCUCUAUGCUGCCACUGGUCUUGCCUUUAUGGAUCUGAUGGCAUUGGAGGAGGAGCCCCCACCCAGGGCGGGGCAGGAGGUGGCUGUCCGCCUGCUAGGGAGGAGUGAAGUGGCCAGGAGUGUGACUCCCACGGCAGUGGAGAUCCUGCACCGCAUUUACUUUAAAGAUGGACAGCAGGUUUGCCAGGCUCUUCCCAGCCUGCUGGAAAUCAAGAUCCACACACAAGCCUCUUUGAGCAUGCUCAACCCUGCGCACAAGAGAGUCCAGGACCCAGAGCCUUACCAGGUUGCUGUGACUGAGAAGCUGCACUUUCUCCUCAGUGACCUGCGUCGAUCCAGCCGGGUUAACAAACAGGGAACCAAAAACACCUGACCAGAGGACCAAUCAGGAAACAAGAUACUUUCAAAUCUCGGUGGAGGGAAGCCUUUGUUUGUGUUUUUUGGGGGGUUUGCUUUGUUCUCUCUGUGUCCUGGAAGGGACUAGACGUGCAACCAUGUUUCUUGCCAAUCUCCCUGCUACAGUCUCUUAUACGUUCCGAAUAGUGAGUAUUAAGUAGGAAAGGCGGUUAUAGUCUUUUGAUUGUUUUCUGUAUUUGCAAAUGUGUAUUUUGCUGGAAGUAUUUUAAAUUGUAUAUUGCUGGGGGGAGGCUUCUUUCUAGUGUCUAUAAGCUGUAAGACCCUGUAACUUUUACCAUCUAAAUUACAGAGACAACUUUUUACUUUUUUGUCUUUCUUUUUAUUAAAAGUUUUGCUUUUUAAGACCUGUUUGAUUUUUUCCCCUUGUUGAGGCUCAAGGGAAUUGAGUCUGUACUUACAGGGAACUGGUAAGAGAAGGAAGGGAGGGAACGCCUGGAGGGGAAGAGAAGGGGGGGGAAACAAACCUGAUUUCUCUGUGUUGUGAUUCAAACCCCAAACCAGAUGGGGAAAUACACUUUUGUGUGGACUACCAUAAGCUAAAUGUGGUAACUCGUCCAGACAACUAUCCAAUGCCACGCACCGAUGAGCUAUUGAAGAAGUUGGGACGUGCCCAGUUCAUAUCUACAAUAGACUUAACCAAGGGGUACUGGCAAGUACCGCUAGAUGAACCUGCCAAGGAAAGGUCAGCAUUCGUCACCCAUGUGGGGGUGUAUGAAUUUAAUGUGCUUCCUUUCGGACUGCGAAAUGCACCCGCCACCUUCCAGAGGCUGGUAGAUGGUCUACUAGCAGAAUUGGGAAAAUCUGCAGUUGCCUACCUCGAUGAUGUGGCCAUUUUUUCAGACUCCUGGCCCGAACACCUGGAAAAGGUCUUUGAGCGCAUCAGGCAGGCAGGACUAACUGUUAAGGCCAAAAAGUGUCAAAUAGGCCAAAACAGAGUGACUUACCUGGGGCACCAGGUGUGUCGAGGAACCAAAAACCCCCUACAGGCCAAGGUGGAUGCUAUCCAAAAGUGGCCUGUCCCAAAGUCAAAGAAACAGGUCCAAUCCUUCUUAGGCUUGGCCGGGUAUUACAGGCGAUUUGUACCACACUACAGCCAAAUUGCUGCCCCACUGACCGACCUAACCAAAAAGACCCAGCCGAAUGCAGUUAAGUGGACUGAUGAAUGUCAGAAGGCCUUUACCCAGCUUAAGGCGACGCUCAUGUCUGACCCUGUGCUAAGGGCCCCGGACUUUGACAAACCAUUCCUAGUAACCACAGAUGCAUCUGAGCGUGGUAUAGGAGCAGUUCUCAUGCAGGAAGCAACGGAUCACAACUUCCAUCCUGUCGUGUUUCUCAGCAAGAAACUGUCUGAGAGGGAAAGCCACUGGUCAGUCAAUGAAAAGGAAUGCUAUGCCAUUGUGUACGCCCUGGAAAAGCUACGCCCAUACGUUUGGGGACGGCGGUUCCAGCUACAAACCGACCAUGCUGCACUAAAGUGGCUUCAUACUGCCAAGGGGAACAACAAAAAACUGCUUCAAUGAAGUUUAGCUCUCCAAAAUUUUGAUUUUGAAAUUCAGCAUAUUCAGGAGCUUCUAACAAAGUAGCUAAUGCACUCUCCCGUGAGAGUUUCCCAGAAUCCACUGGUUAAAAAUUGUCCUUAGAAUGUAAAAGGUCUUGUAGCUUACAUGCUUAGUAGUAUAUGUAAAGGUGCAUGUGUUGUAUUAAUCUGUUUAUUCUAAAGUUCUAGGAAGAAAUCAGCGCCAGUGAGGUUCCCCACUGUCUGCGAUUUGGGGGGCGUGUCAUAAACAGAUAGUUAAGGGUUAAUAUCUCUUUUACCUGUAAAGAGUUAACAAACAGUGAACCUGAAACACCUGACCAGAGGACCAAUCAGGAGACAAGAUACUUUCAAAUCUCGGUGGAGGGAAGCCUUUGUUUGUGUUUUUUGGGUUUUGCUUUGUUCUCUCCAGGUCCUGAAAGGGACCAGACAUGCAACCAGGUUUCUUGCCAAUCUCCUUGCUACAGUCUCUUAUAUAUAUUCAGAAUAGUGAGUAUUAAGUAGAAAAGGCGGUUAUAGUCUUUUGAUUGUUUUCUGUAUUUGCAAAUGUGUAUUUUGCUGGACGGAUUUUGAUUGGUAUUUGUGCUGGGGGGGAGACUUCUUUCUAGUGUUUAUAAGCUGAAAGACCCUGUAAUAUUCCAUCUUGAUUUUACAGAGAUUUCUUACUUUUUGCUUUAUUUUAUUAAAAGCUUUUUCUUUUUAAAA
Molecule: messenger RNA, 3918 nt
Organism: Gopherus flavomarginatus (Mexican gopher tortoise)
Lineage: Eukaryota; Metazoa; Chordata; Testudines; Testudinidae
Gene: NAPRT
Product: nicotinate phosphoribosyltransferase
Exons: 14
Coding region: 7-1635 (542 amino acids)
Biological process (GO): NAD+ biosynthetic process
Molecular function (GO): nicotinate phosphoribosyltransferase activity
Source: RefSeq, a predicted model, not a curated record